Messenger RNA from Aureobasidium pullulans EXF-150, 1709 nucleotides. RefSeq lists its product as uncharacterized. The record is from RefSeq and is a predicted model, not a curated record. NCBI's taxonomy places the organism in Eukaryota, Fungi, Ascomycota, Dothideomycetes, Dothideales, Saccotheciaceae. The coding region runs from base 84 to 1589 and encodes 501 amino acids. The transcript has a single exon.
UAUCCAGGUCCUGUUUGCACAUUUUUACAGAACCAGGUUUAUCACUCUCUUUCACUACAUCAAACCUCAACACACUCUUUACAAUGCGCGUCACUCAGGUUAUCGCUACUCUUGCGCCGAUCGGUCUUGUUGCCGCUGGCCCUCUGCAUAAUCAUCAUCGCCAUACUCACCUUCAUCAUCUCCACCAUCGUUCCGUCAAUGGCACUUCUUCCAACUACACCACAAGCGAUACCGCAAACUCUACAAUCUUUGCUGAUCACAUCACAUACGAGACUUCUACAGUCAACGUUGCUGCUAAUUUUGCUGAUGGUACUAAUGCAAGUUCGGCCAGCUCGGAGGCAGCUUCCAGCACCAUCUCAGAAUCAAGCAGCAUCCUCUCCACUACUGCGCAGUCAGAAACUGCUUCCUCAACAUUGUCAUUCUCUUCCGGUGCUUCGUAUGUGAGCGGGUCUCCAUCGAACGCAUCAUCGGCCUUGAUUAUUUCCUCCUCUAUUCCUUCGGAAGCAUCUGUCUCUAUCGUUCUUGCUGUCGCAGCAACCACACCCACUGCUGUCGGCGCACUCUCUCAGACUGUUGAUACCACCACCAGCAUAUCUGUCGACACCAUCUAUAACACCAUCACUGUCAAUGGAGCUGUCACUACCGCGUCUGCAAGCGAGAAGACUGUCACCGUCACUGACGUUGUAACCAACUUUGUCACUGCAACUUUUUCGGCAUUGGCACCCUUCAAGGCUCCUGCUAUCAAGGUUGCCGCAAUCUCUUCCGGAUCUUCUUGUGCGGCCAUCAAGACUAGCAUUGUCUACCUUCCCGCCAGUGUCUCACCCACUCUUGUUGCUGGAGGUGCUGCAUCUAGCAAGGUUUCAUCCAUUGCUUCCAAGGCUACCAGCCAAAGCUCAAUCAGGUAUGUGUCUCAGUCCGCUUCGAAGUCAAGUUCUUCCUCCAUCAAAAAGUCGAGUACAUCUUCCAAAAAGACGAGCACCUCUGCCAUUCUUCCCACAUCUGUUGCGAAGCCCAUUUCUACCAAGAAAACAAGCACUUCCAUCAAAGCGAGCACUUCCAUCAAAGCAAGCACUUCCAUCAAAGCAAGCACUUCCAUCAAAGCGAGCACUUCUACCAAAAAGUCAAGCACAUCAACUAAGAAAACAAGCGCAUCUUCAUUGAAGAUUAGCACCGCCACCUCGGUCAAGAAGGUCACCAGCAGCAUUUCCUCUGUCAAGAAGGUCACAUCAUCUACCAAGCCUGCUACCUUGAUCACUCUUUCCUCUCUGGUUCAAAAGGGUGCCACUACUAAGACUAUCAUCAGCACUUCCAGCAUUGCAGCCUAUGUUCCCAGCUCCAGCGCUAAGGUGUCGAGUAAGAGUGCUGUCAGCUCUGCUGCCAGCUCUGCAAAGGCUAGUGCAUCUUCUUGCGCUGCUGUUGCCGCUCCUGCUUCUACUCAGACUGGUAUCGUCUCUGGCUGUACCAAGUGGUACACGGCCAAGUCUGGCGAUUACUGCUAUGCAAUUGCUUCGGCCAAUGGCAUCUCUACGGACACUUUCAUGUCCUGGAACCCUGCUGUCAAUGCACCCUCUUGCGACAGCAUCUGGUAAGAUCGACCCUUUUCACCUUUUUGACAACCUCAAUACUAACCAUCCUUCAGGGUCGGAUACGCCUACUGUGUCGCCGCAGGCUGCAGCUCCAGCUCCAGCAACACACCUUCCUCGGCUGCC